GAGGUGGGUGGGAUUUUUUGAGAGGCGUUGCCGCAGCGCACGGAUCGCACCAGGAAUAUAUACCCGCAGUUUCCUCGCCCGUUUUCAUACAUUGCGCAUUUUUGCUGCCGACCACAGCAGCUUCCAGAAGUUUUAAGGUAUCCGAAGAAAUAAAAUAAUAAUAAGGACGCCAUGGCUAACUACAUCCAUGUCCCCGACGAGGCUCCCGCUGUGCCCAAAAUAGACGUGACAGUUGACGAGAGCGACUACCGACCCGGUGCACUGAAGCUCAUCAAAGAGCUGAGACCGAGCUGGAAGCCGUCUGAGGUCAAAAUGAAGUUUUUCACAGAUGGAAUCACCAAUAAAUUACUUGGCUGCUACGUGGGUGCGGUCAUGCAGGAUGUGGUUCUGGUCCGUAUUUAUGGCAACAAAACAGAACUCCUGAUCGACCGAGAAAACGAAGUGAAAAGUUUUAGAGUGCUCCACACGCACCGCUGUGCUCCACGCCUUUACUGUACCUUCAACAACGGCCUGUGUUACGAAUUUCUGCAAGGAACCGCCCUGGAGCCCGAGGACAUCCGCAGCCAGCCUGUUUUCAGGUUAAUAGCCCGGCAGUUGGCAAAGUACCAUGCCAUCCAUGCCCAUAACGGCUGGGUACCACAGUCUGACUUGUGGCUGAAGAUGGGCAAGUACUUCGCUCUCAUCCCAAAGUACUUCAAGGACCCUGAGCAAAAUGCCAGGUUUAACAUGGAGGUUCCCAGCCCACAGUGCCUCCGAGAAGAGCUGGUGUGGCUCCAGCAGAGGCUGUCGUUGCUGGGCUCGCCUGUAGUUCUCUGCCACAACGACCUGCUGUGUAAAAACAUCAUAUACAACGAGGCAGCAGGCAACGUAAAGUUCAUUGACUACGAGUACGCUGGGUACAAUUACCAAGCCUUUGACAUUGGGAACCAUUUCAAUGAGUUUGCUGGCCUGAACGAAGUGGACUAUAGUCACUACCCAGGUCGGGCCUUCCAGCUGCAGUGGCUUCGCUCUUACCUGGAGGCCUAUAAGGAGCACAAAGGUCAGGGCAGCGAAGUUACUGACAGAGAGGUGGAGGUUCUCUAUGUCCAAGUCAACCAGUUUGCCCUGGCAUCUCACUUCUUCUGGGGUCUCUGGGCGCUGAUUCAGGCCAAAUUCUCCACCAUCGACUUUGACUUUUUGGGAUAUGCAGUCUUGCGCUUCAACCAGUACUUCAAGAUGAAACCAGAAGCGACUGCACUGAACUUACCUGAAUAAAAAGCCCCCCGCUGCCCCUCACCACCUCCUCCUCCUCCAGCUCUUCCUCUCAUCCGACCUGCUCUGCGGCUCCCACGACGACUGCAGAGCGCCCUCUAGAGGUCCGUGUUGAGAAGAGCCACACUGAGAGUCCUGUUCAGUUCCCAAAGGUCCGGUCUAACAUCUCGAUUUUAUUUAAAGACCGACCGCACCGCAGUCUUAUCCAUCAUCUGCAGACACACAUUUGCUAACCAGGAUUUAGCCCAAAUUUGCGGGCGUGUGUGACAGACAUAUUUGAGCCCCGCUUUAAUGUGAAGCCCACACGGCUAAAUUAUUGUGAUGAUUUCCGUUUUACUAAUAUGAACUCGGAUAUUAAUGUGACAUCAUUUGUGAGCAGCUCAGAUCACUGUAAGCAGCGAGGCAGAUGAGAAAUAGCAACAUGUAUGAUAUGUAGCCCAAAAAAACCCCACAAAAUCUGCCUGCCUGGACGUACCUUCCUCAUUAUGCACAUAGAUGGGGGAAAGCUUUGAGAGCCAGUGCAGUUAAAGACCAAAUUCUUACAAAAAAAGUAACACAAAGCCCGCUUUGUUCGCUGAGGAUGAAAAAAAUACAAAUGCCGACAUGGAAAAGGCCAGUGCUGCCCUGUAAUCCCAUGUGAUACACCGUGAAGGGGGAAAAAAAAACAAAUCUCGUGGCCUGCCCUGGUGACUCUUGUUUCCACCCUUAUUUUCUCUGUGCAUGCAUGGGUGGUGCACCAGAAUAGUCGUGUAGUCAUCGUUGCCGUGUAGCCGGGUGAGGGUAGAAACACGGCGAGCGUUCUUUUGUUUACUUCCAGCCUCCUCCUCGAGUCGAGACGCUCCGGGGGGAGGGGGCGGGAUUUUCACUGUAACGUAGGUUUCAUGUUUUGUUUUUGACACUGCAUCUCGCUGAAAUUUGAACAUUCCUCGUUCAAAUCGGUAGGUUUGGUCGAGCUCUCCGUUGUAGGUCAGCAGCGUCGGGGUCUUAAUUCACUGUAAGCCACGCUGUUCUACACAAGACCAAACCUGCGGGAACGUUUUGGAAUCAUAAAACACUGCUGUUCAGCUUUUGAACCGACGACUGACCAUUUUAUACACGUAGACUCACUAAUGUGUGUUAUUAAAUGUGAUGCGUCCUUACUGACGGUCAGAGCCGCUGUCGGCAUUCAUCCUUUUAAUGUUUAGUUUAAUGGUUUGGAGAAAAAUGUAGACAUUUGGAGCGAAAUUUGGUUAAGCGAGAUAAAGCGCGUCGUCUUCUCUCAGUACUUGCACUUGAUUAUUCACCUUUGAACCUUUUGUGUUGAUCGUAGAUGUUUUUAAAAGGAACUUUAGGAAGCCUUUUAGAAAUGAACACAAUCUCUUGGUUGUUUAACAAGCCUACACCAAAGUGCUGACAUCUGUUUUUUCUGCUUGCACACUGUAUCAUUUUGUUGAAGAGAAUUAGAAGGACAUAGAUUUGUAGUGACGGCUUUUGUUCUUCAUUUACAUUGAAGGUCUUUGAGAGCGUUGGGAGCACAAAAAAAAAAUCCCAAAAUAGCUAAAAUUGCUUCACAUAAAUGCAGAGAAGGAUUUUUUUUUCUUGUUUACUCCAAAACAAACUGACAGAGCUCCAUGAAGAGACCGUUACCAACAACAAUCUGUGCUGUCCGCUUAUGUUCACGCUGCUGCACUGUAGUAAGGAGUAGAUAUCGGAGGGUUCAUCUGCCUGCGUGCCUGUGAAAGCUUUUCUUUUAUACUGACGGUAGUGAAUUCUGAAGGUCAGACCUGUUCGUUAUCACCCAUCUGGUGUUUUUCAUGUCAGGGGAUUUACGACAGAAGAAGCAGUCGGACCUAAUGUUGGACUUCUGUGCAAAUAAUAUAGAAACUUGAUGGGAAAAAGUUUAAAUCACCGGUUUGAGUUCUGAUGGUGGAAAAGUUUAAAGGUGUCUGUGGAAGAUUUUUUUUCUUUUUUUUGCGUGCACGGUUAGACUAAGUUUACACAACCUUAAUGUACUCUAUCAAAUUCAACUUCACAUAAUCUAAAGUACUGAAAUUAUACUGGUAGAAUAUUUCAUGUAGGUUUAUUUUUUGACUAUCUGGAACAAAUGUGUUGGUAUUUAACAGUCUGUCUUUCAAAUCUCUUUGGCCACUGUAGCAUAUGUUUAUAUGUACAUUAAACAAAUGUAAUAAUAUCGUUGCUUGUUCUCAAAUGUGAAUUAAUGUACAUAGAGGGAGUUCUCUUUUUUUUGUUUUUUGUUUUCUAAAAGUUGCAUUCAAGUGAAUAAGAGGUGAAACUGGAAAACGAAAUGUAAAUAUGCUUUAAAAAAUAAAGUUUAUUUACGCUUA
Messenger RNA from Acanthochromis polyacanthus (spiny chromis), 3575 nucleotides. It is a transcript of the gene etnk1, whose product is annotated as ethanolamine kinase 1. Lineage: Eukaryota; Metazoa; Chordata; Actinopteri; Pomacentridae. Gene Ontology annotation, molecular function: ethanolamine kinase activity. Bases 172 to 1254 code for a protein of 360 amino acids. Gene Ontology annotation, cellular component: cytoplasm. The transcript has 8 exons. Gene Ontology annotation, biological process: phosphatidylethanolamine biosynthetic process. The record is from RefSeq and is a predicted model, not a curated record.